Messenger RNA from Neodiprion virginianus, 2355 nucleotides. RefSeq lists its product as uncharacterized. Lineage: Eukaryota; Metazoa; Arthropoda; Insecta; Hymenoptera; Diprionidae. The transcript is spliced from 2 exons. The record is from RefSeq and is a predicted model, not a curated record. Bases 1 to 2355 code for a protein of 784 amino acids.
AUGUCUAUCCGAGGACUCUGGAGUAGUAUGAUACGUUCCAAGAGCGAAAAAUUAAGUUUUGUAGUGGUAGAUGCCUUUAGCGAGGUAAGAAUCGAUCAUGCUUUAGCGGUGGCCAAUCUGGAUUUGCCACGUCAAUCAUUAUCACGAGGAGUCACGCGUUGCGUUAAAGAAAAGCUGGGAAUUGAAAUUGAGCCUUAUACCGACGCGAAACCUCUCAUUCUCAUCGGUCAAGACAAUUGGUGUAUUGUCACGCCGAACGAAUCUCGACAACUAAAAAACGGCAGUUUGGCAGCCUCGCGUUCUACUUUAGGUUGGGUGCUCCAUGGCUACAUCGAAGCCGGACGCGAUUUGAAGCUCAAUUUAAGCACGCUCGCGUCGCGUUGUGAACUGAUGCAACCCAAGAACAUCGAGCAGCGGAAUUUUGAAGAUUUGGAUAAUCUCGUAAGAGGAUAUUUUGAACUCGAAAACCUCGGCGUCGCGAUCACUGGUAACGAAAACGGUAAACACGAGAGAGCCUUGGCCAUUUUAGAAUCAACCAAGAGAAAAAGAGAUGGUUAUUGGGAGACGGGUUCACUCUGGAGAUCGGGAUUAAUGCCGAGCGUUGACGGAAAAAAGACUGCGUUGAAAAGACUCUAUUCUUUGGAAAGAAAAUUGGAUAAAGAUCUUAAAUUAGCGGCACAAUAUUACAAAGAGAUAGAGCGUUGGAUUGAAAACGGCUAUAUAGUGAAAAUCAUGAAAGACGUACCGAGACCCCGUGAAUGGUAUAUCCCUCAUUUUCCGGUCAGGAAUUCAAAUAAGCCGGAGAAAGUUAGGCCCGUGUUAGACGCAGCUGCUAAAACACAGGGAUUCUUCUUCAACGAUUUUUUGGAGACGGGCCCGGAUUUUUUAGAGUCGCUGCUCGAGGUUCUUUUGCGUUUUAGGCAAUCCCCUAUCGCCGUAAUAGCCGAUAUCAAAGAUAUGUACUUGCGAGUUAAAGUGAUUGAGAGAGAUCGGGGAGCGCAAAGGUUUUUCUGGCGAGGUGCUGAUCGUGUACGUAAGCCCGAUGUCUGGGAAAACACGGGAUUGAUAUUCGGCUCGAAAUCUUCUCCUUGCAGCGCGAUUUACGUCAAAAAUAAUAACGCGGAGACAUUUGCUAAAGAGAAACCCGAAGCCGCGCGUAGCAUAGUAAAGAACAGUUACAUGGAUGACUAUCUUGCGUCGGAGAGGCUAAUUUCGAUAUGCAUGGCUGGGCAUCGAACGGCAUUAGGAAAAAGAGACAAAGCGAAUCUCUGCGAUGAGGAAGAACGCGUGCUAGGUUUAUACUGGGAUAGAAACCAAGAUACGCUUAGUUUCAAUGUUGGUUUAAGCAAAAUUUGCUCGAAUUUAGCCCGCGGCGAAGUAGCGCCAACCAAACGAGAGUUUUUCAGUAUUGCCAUGUCGGUAUACGAUCCACUCGGUGUCCUCUCCCCGUUCACGCUUCAAGCGAAGCUAGUGAUGCAAGACAUUUGGCGUAGCGGGUUUAGGUGGGACCAAGCGAUUCGGACGAAAGAAUUUAAAGUUUGGGUAAUCUGGCUGAAAAACCUACUCGAAAUGAAAAAUUGCAAAAUACCACGCUACUAUCUUACCCCUGGUUCCGAUAAUGUCAAAACUCAGCUGCAUAUAUUUUGCGACACUAGUCUGAAAGCGUAUGCUGCGGCAGCGUAUUUACGACCGGAAGCAAGCGACGGUCAAAUUCAUCUGUCGCUAGUGAUGGCUAAAUCGCGAGUGGCGCCGGUGAAACCGAUGACGGUACCACGAUUGGAAUUACAGGCGGCUCUGCUUGGAGCGAGAAUGGCGGACAUUGUCGGAGGAGAACUGGAAGUUCCAAUACAUGAGCGCGUUUUUUGGUCCGACUCUUCGACUGUUUUACAUUGGAUUUGCGCGGAUCCAAUACAAAAACAAAUGUUCGUCGCGAACAGGUUAGGGGAAAUCGGUGAGUUGACGAAGGUCGCGGAAUGGGGCUGGAUACCCACGAGCCUAAACCCAGCGGACGACGCUACGCGACCGUCUGACUUACCCAUGCGCUCAGAUGAUCGGUGGUUGAUUGGCCCCAAAUUUUUGCUUAAAGGUCGUGACUCGUGGCCAAAAGAAAAGACGAUGAAAGAUUCUGAAAAGCGCGCAAUAAAUGAAUUGGAAGCUCGGAAAGAAUUUAUCGGAGCCGCGUUUGUAAGACAUCCCGAAAUGUGGAUGAUCCCUAUUAGGGUCAGAUUGCUCGGGUGGAAGAGAAUGUUGAGACCCGUGAUGCGCGGAAGACAGAUAUUUAAUGUUUGGCGUCAAUAUCGAGGACCGCCCAAGGAGCGCGUUGCGCGUAGCAAGCCUUCAGCGUUGGAACGUUGA